AUUUCCAGUGACAUUUGUAAAUGACGCUGCUCCAACCCGGGCGCCGAGCCGCCGCGAGGCCGAGGGUGUCGCGGAGCCGUCCCCAGCGCAGGCUUCUCCACCGGGCCACCACCAUGUCCGAGUGGCUCCUUGCCUUACUCACUCUCUCGGGAUUAUUGCCUGUCGCUAAGGUGCUGACCGCGGGAGCCAACCAAGAUCAGCAGUUGUGUGAUCCUGGUGAAUUUCUUUGCCACGACCAGGUGACUUGUGUCUCCCAGAGCUGGCUCUGCGAUGGGGACCCUGACUGUCCUGACGAUUCUGAUGAAGCCUUAGAGACUUGUCCUAAGGAGAUAGAAAUCAAGUGCCCCUUGAAUCACAUUUCAUGCCUUGGUGUCAGUGAAUGUAUCCCUUUAUCAAAGCUGUGUGACGGUGUGGUGGACUGCUCAGAUGGGUAUGAUGAAGGAGUGCAUUGCCGGGAAUUGUUACCCAAGUGCCAGCAGUUGAAUUGUCAGUUUAAAUGUGCAAUGGUCAGAAAUAGAACCAGAUGUUACUGUGAGGAUGGAUUUGAAGUAAACGAAGAUGGGAGAAGUUGUAAAGAUCAAGAUGAAUGUGCCAUUUAUGGUUCAUGCAGCCAGACCUGCAUCAAUACCCAUGGCUCAUACAUGUGCAGCUGUGUGGAGGGCUAUGUGAUGCAGGCAGACAACAGGUCUUGCAAGGCCAAAAACGAACCUACAGAUAGGCCACCUCUGUUGUUAAUUGCAACUUCUAAUACAAUUGAGAUCGUCUAUGUUAAUGGAAGUAAAAUGACAACUAUUAGCUCAGCAAACAGGAAUGAAAUUCAUACUCUAGAUUUUAUUUAUAGUGAAGAAGUGAUUUGUUGGAUUGAAUCAAGAGAUUCUUCAAAUCAACUCAUAUGUGCUCAGUUGACAAAAACAGGAAGAUUAACAGAAGAAUGGAUCAUCAAUAUCCUCCAUUCCUUCCACAAUGUGGAGCAAAUGGCGAUUGACUGGCUGACCAGGAAUUUCUAUUUUGUGGAUCACGUCAGUGACCGGAUCUUUGUCUGUAAUUACAACGGAUCUGUAUGCGUCACUCUGAUUGACCUGGAGCUUCAGAACCCUAAGGCAAUAGCAGUAGAUCCAAUAGCAGGAAAACUUUUCUUUACUGACUACGGGAAUGUUGCCAAAGUGGAAAGAUGUGACCUGGAUGGCAUGAACAGAACGAGGAUAAUUGAUUCCAAGUCAGAGCAGCCUGCUGCACUAGCACUGGACCUUGUCAACAAAUUGGUUUACUGGGUAGAUCUCUACUUGGACUAUGUCGGAGUUGUUGACUAUCAAGGAAAAAAUAGACAUAUUAUCAUUCAAAGCAGACAAGUCAAACAUCUAUAUGGUAUAACUGUAUUUGAAGACUACUUGUAUGCAACCAACUCUGACAGCUUCAAUAUCAUGCAGAUAAAUCGGUUUAAUGUCACGGAUAUUCAUUCUUUCAUUAAAAUGGAAAGGGCUCGAGGAAUCCGAAUCUAUCAAAAAAGAACCCAACCAACAGUCAGAAGCCAUGCCUGUGAUGUGGAUGCAUUUGGGAUGCCAGGGGGAUGCUCGCACAUGUGUCUCCUGAGCAGCAGCUACAAAGCUCGGUCGUGUCGCUGCAGAACGGGAUUCAACUUGGGCAGUGAUGGCAGGUCAUGCAAAAGACCCAAGAAUGAGUUGUUCCUCUUUUAUGGGAAAGGACGCCCAGGAAUUGUGAGAGGAAUGGACUUGAAUACUAAGAUAGCGGAUGAAUAUAUGAUUCCCAUAGAGAAUCUGGUAAACCCUCGUGCUUUAGAUUUUCAUGCAGAAACCAAUUACAUUUACUUUGCUGACACCACCAGUUUCCUAAUUGGCCGGCAGAAGAUAGAUGGCACAGAGCGAGAAACCAUCCUGAAAGAUGAUCUGGAUAAUGUGGAAGGUAUUGCUGUGGACUGGAUUGGAAACAAUCUUUACUGGACAAAUGAUGGUCAUAGAAAAACCAUUAAUGUGGCCAGGCUAGAAAAGGCUUCUCAAAGUCGGAAAACACUUUUAGAGGGUGAAAUGUCUCAUCCCAGAGGGAUUGUGGUGGAUCCAGUUAAUGGUUGGAUGUACUGGACAGACUGGGAGGAAGAUGAAAUAGAUGACAGCGUGGGAAGGAUCGAGAAGGCUUGGAUGGAUGGCUUCAAUCGACAGAUUUUUGUGACUUCAAAGAUGCUGUGGCCAAAUGGCUUAACUCUGGACUUUCACACCAACACCUUAUACUGGUGUGAUGCCUAUUAUGAUCACAUUGAAAAAGUGUUUUUGAAUGGAACUCACAGGAAGGUUGUUUACAGUGGGAAAGAGUUGAACCAUCCCUUUGGAUUGUCACAUCAUGGAAAUUAUGUGUUCUGGACUGAUUAUAUGAAUGGUUCCAUUUUUCAACUAGAUUUGAUAACAAGUGAGGUGACAUUACUGAAGCAUGAAAGACCACCUCUGUUUGGUCUUCAGAUUUAUGAUCCACGAAAACAACAAGGUGACAAUAUGUGUCGCAUAAACAAUGGAGGCUGCAGUACACUGUGUUUGGCUAUUCCAGCAGGCCGAGUGUGUGCUUGUGCAGACAAUCAACUUUUGGAUGAAAAUGGGACAACUUGCACGUUUAAUCCUGGAGACAUAUUACCUAAUGUAUGUAAACCUGGUGAAUUUCACUGCAAAAACAGACACUGUAUCCAAGCUCGGUGGAAGUGUGACGGCGAUGAUGACUGCCUCGAUGGAAGUGAUGAGGACUCCAUCAGCUGCUUCAACCACAGCUGUCCUGAUGAUCAGUUCAAAUGCCAGAAUAAUCGCUGUAUUCCCAAAAGGUGGCUUUGUGAUGGAGCUAAUGAUUGUGGAAACAAUGAAGAUGAGGCCAAUCAAACUUGUGCAGCUAGAACUUGCCAGGCUGACCAGUUUUCCUGUGGCAAUGGGCGCUGCAUUCCAAGAGCAUGGAUGUGUGACAGGGAGGACGACUGUGGUGACCAGACAGAUGAAAUGGCAUCCUGUGAAUUCCCAACGUGUGAGCCUCUGAUGCAAUUUGUGUGCAAAAGUGGAAGGUGCAUCAGCAGCCAGUGGCGCUGUGACACUGAUGACGACUGCGGAGAUGGGAGUGAUGAGGUGGGCUGUGCUCACUCUUGCUUUGAUAGCCAGUUCAGAUGUUCCAGUGGCAGGUGCAUCCCAGGCCAUUGGGCCUGUGAUGGUGACAAUGACUGCGGAGACUUCAGUGAUGAAAUACAACUCAAUUGUAGCAAAAAAGAGAUUCAUUCUCCUCCUGGCUGUAAUGAGAAUGAGUUCCAGUGCCAUCCUGAUGGAAACUGUAUACCUGAGCUGUGGCGCUGUGAUGGGGAAAAGGACUGUGAAGACGGUAGUGAUGAAAAAGGCUGCAAUGGUACCAUACGGUUGUGUGAUCAUAAAACCAAGUUUUCCUGCCGGAGUACAGGGAGAUGCAUUAACAAAGCGUGGCUAUGUGACGGAGAUAUUGACUGUGAAGACCAAUCAGAUGAACAGGACUGUGACAGUUUCUCCUGUGGGCCACCCAAAUACCCUUGUGUUAAUGACACUUCAGUCUGCCUGCAGCCUGAGAAGCUUUGUAAUGGGAGAAGAGACUGCCUGGAUGGGUCGGAUGAAGGCGAUCUCUGUGAUGAAUGUUCACUAAACAAUGGAGGCUGUAGCAACCAUUGCUCUGUUGUUCCGGGAAGAGGGAUUGUCUGCUCUUGCCCUGAAGGAUUUCAGCUGAAGACAGACAAUAAAACAUGUGAAAUUGUGGACUACUGUGCCAGUCACCUGAGGUGCAGUCAGGUGUGUGAGCAGCACAAGCACACAGUCAAGUGCUCCUGUUAUGAAGGCUGGACGCUGGAUGGGGACGGGACAACUUGCACCAGCACUGAUCCUUUUGAAGCAUUCAUCAUCUUUUCAAUUCGUCAUGAGAUCCGAAGGAUUGAUCUUCAUAAAAGAGACUAUAGUCUACUUGUUCCUGGAUUGAGAAACACCAUAGCCCUUGAUUUUCACUUCAAUCAAAGUUUACUAUAUUGGACUGAUGUUGUAGAAGACAGAAUAUAUAGAGGAAAACUUUCUGAGAGUGGAGGUGUUAGUGCCAUAGAGGUGGUUGUGGAACAUGGCCUGGCGACUCCAGAAGGCCUGACUGUUGACUGGAUAGCAGGCCACAUAUAUUGGAUAGACAGCAACCUGGACCAAAUUGAGGUUGCCAAACUGGAUGGUUCACUGAGAACUACACUCAUAGCAGGAGCCAUGGAACACCCCAGGGCCAUUGCACUGGACCCGAGAUAUGGAAUUCUCUUCUGGACAGACUGGGAUGCCAAUUUCCCUCGCAUUGAGUCAGCUUCUAUGAGUGGUGCUGGGAGAAAAACCAUCUACAAAGACAUGAAAACUGGGGCAUGGCCUAAUGGUCUGACUGUGGACCACUUUGAAAAGAGGAUAGUUUGGACAGAUGCAAGGUCAGAUGCUAUCUAUUCAGCCCUCUAUGAUGGAACACACAUGAUAGAAAUUAUUAGAGGCCAUGAGUACCUGUCUCACCCUUUCGCUGUGUCUCUGUAUGGGAGUGAGGUAUACUGGACAGACUGGAGGACCAACACAUUGUCAAAGGCCAAUAAGUGGACAGGGCAGAAUGUCAGUGUGAUUCAGAAAACCAGUGCACAGCCUUUUGACCUUCAAAUCUACCAUCCCAGUCGACAGCCACAGGCUCCCAAUCCUUGUGCAGCCAAUCAAGGCAGAGGUCCCUGCUCUCACCUGUGUCUCAUUAGCCACAACAGGUCCGCUGCCUGUGCCUGUCCACACUUAAUGAAGCUUUCCUUGGACAAGAAGACCUGCUAUGAAAUGAAAAAGUUUCUUCUUUAUGCAAGACGUUCUGAAAUCCGAGGAGUGGAUAUUGACAAUCCAUAUGUGAACUUCAUCACAGCGUUUACCGUCCCUGAUAUUGAUGACGUCACUGUGAUCGACUUUGAUGCCUCUGAGGAGCGACUAUACUGGACAGACAUCAAGACACAAACCAUUAAACGGGCUUUUAUUAAUGGAACUGGGUUAGAAACUGUUAUUUCAAGAGAUAUUCAGAGUAUCAGAGGACUGGCAGUGGACUGGGUAUCACGUAAUUUAUACUGGAUUAGCUCAGAAUUUGAUGAAACGCAAAUUAAUGUGGCGCGACUAGAUGGCUCUUUGAAAACCUCAAUUAUCCAUGGGAUCGAUAAGCCACAAUGUCUUGCAGCUCACCCAGUCAGGGGGAAACUAUACUGGACAGAUGGAAAUACAAUUAACAUGGCAAACAUGGAUGGGAGUAAUAGCAAGAUUCUCUUUCAGAAUCAAAAGGAACCAGUUGGUCUAUCGAUAGACUAUGUGGAAAACAAGCUGUAUUGGAUCAGUUCAGGAAAUGGAACCAUAAAUAGAUGCAACCUGGAUGGUGGUAAUUUAGAAGUAAUAGAGUCAAUGAAGGAAGAAUUAACAAAAGCUACAGCCUUAACCAUUAUGGAUAAGAAACUCUGGUGGGCAGACCAAAACUUAGCUCAGCUGGGAACCUGUAGCAAAAGGGAUGGAAGAAACCCCACCAUCCUACGCAACAAGACGUCUGGGGUUGUUCACAUGAAGGUGUACGAUAAAGAUGCACAGCAAGGCAGCAAUUCUUGCCAGCUAAAUAAUGGUGGAUGCUCUCAGCUCUGUUUACCCACAUCAGACACUGCAAGGACUUGCAUGUGCACCGUGGGCUAUUACCUCCAGAAGAACCGCAUGUCAUGCAGAGGUAUAGAAUCUUUUCUUAUGUACUCUGUUCAUGAAGGAAUCCGAGGAAUACCUCUUGAACCAAGUGACAAAACAGAUGCUUUGAUGCCCAUAUCAGGAGCUUCAUUUGCUGUGGGGAUAGACUUCCAUGCAGAAAAUGAUACCAUCUAUUGGACAGACAUGGGCUUCAAUAAGAUCAGCCGUGCUAAGCGAGAUCAGACAUGGAAAGAAGAUAUCAUUACCAAUGGCUUGGGAAGAGUGGAAGGAAUAGCUGUUGACUGGAUUGCUGGUAACAUAUAUUGGACAGAUCAUGGCUUCAACUUAAUUGAAGUAGCAAGACUCAAUGGCUCUUUCCGCUAUGUAGUUAUUUCCCAAGGCCUGGAUCAGCCAAGAUCUAUUGCUGUACACCCAGAGAAAGGCUUUCUAUUCUGGACUGAAUGGGGACAGAUGCCAUGCAUUGGGAAGGCUCGCCUAGAUGGCUCUGAAAAGGUUGUCCUUGUAGGCAUGGGAAUAACAUGGCCCAAUGGCAUCUCCAUUGACUAUGAGGAAAAUAAAUUAUACUGGUGUGAUGCUCGCACAGACAAGAUAGAGAGGAUUGACCUUGAGACUGGAGGGAACCGCGAGGUGGUGCUGUCAGGGAGCACGGUGGAUCUGUUUUCUGUAGCAGUCUUUGGGGCUUACAUCUACUGGUCUGACAGAGCACAUGCCAAUGGGUCUGUCAGAAGGGGCCACAAGAAUGAUGCCACAGAAACAGUAACCAUGAGAACCGGUCUUGGAGUGAACCUAAAGGAGAUCAAAAUCUUUAACCGAGUAAGAGAGAAAGGAACCAAUGUUUGUGCCAAGGACAAUGGUGGCUGUAAGCAACUCUGUCUUUAUCGAGGAAAUUCCCAGAGAACAUGUGCUUGUGCCCAUGGAUAUUUGGCUGAAGAUGGAGUUACGUGCUUAAGGCAUGAAGGCUAUUUGCUGUAUUCAGGACGAACAGUAUUAAAAAGUAUACAUCUUUCUGAUGAAAACAAUUUAAAUUCCCCAAUAAAGCCCUAUGAAAACCCACUUUAUUUCAAGAAUAUCAUCGCUUUGGCUUUUGACUACAAUCAAAAAAGAAAAGGUACAAACCGCAUCUUUUACAGUGAUGCACACUUUGGAAAUAUACAGCUUAUUCAAGAUAACUGGGAAGGCAGACAAGUCAUUGUUGAAAAUGUGGGUUCCGUUGAAGGACUUGCCUAUCACAGAGCCUGGGAUACGCUUUAUUGGACCAGCUCCACAACAUCAUCCAUCACCAGGCACACCGUGGACCAGACCCACCCUGGAGCAUUUGACAGAGAAGCAGUGAUCACCAUGUCAGAAGAUGACCACCCUCAUGUGCUGGCCUUGGAUGAAUGUCAGAAUUUAAUGUUUUGGACGAACUGGAAUGAACAGCAUCCGAGCAUCAUGAGAUCCACGCUGACUGGAAAGCACGCCCAAGUGGUGGUCAGCACAGACAUACUCACUCCCAAUGGACUCACAAUUGACCACCGGGCAGAGAAGCUGUAUUUCUCAGAUGGAAGCCUAGGGAAAAUUGAAAGGUGUGAAUAUGAUGGAUCCCAAAGACAUGUUAUUGUCAAAUCUGGGCCAGGGACUUUCCUUAGUCUGGCUGUGUAUGAUGAUUAUAUCUUCUGGUCAGACUGGGGAAGAAGAGCAAUCCUGCGGUCCAACAAGUACACUGGGGGAGACACAAAAGUUCUUCGUUCUGAUAUUCCACAUCAACCAAUGGGAAUCAUAGCUGUUGCCAAUGACACCAAUAGUUGUGAGCUCUCUCCAUGUGCUUUAUUGAAUGGUGGUUGUCAUGACCUCUGUCUUUUAACUCCUGAUGGAAGAAUAAAUUGUUCCUGCAGAGGGGACCGAAUAUUGGUAGAUGACAACAGAUGUGUGACUAAAAACUUCUCUUGCAACAUUUAUUCUGAAUUUGAGUGUGGAAAUGGUGAGUGCAUUGACUAUCUGCUCACCUGUGACGGCAUUCCUCAUUGUAAGGAUAAAUCAGAUGAAAAAUUACUCUACUGUGAAAACAGAAGCUGCCGGAGAGGUUUUAAACCUUGUCAUAACCGUCGUUGCAUUCCUUAUGGCAAGUUAUGUGAUGGUGAAAAUGACUGUGGAGACAACUCUGAUGAAGCUGACUGUAAAGUUUCAACCUGUGCCACAGUCGAGUUCCGCUGUGCAGAUGGGACUUGCAUUCCAAGGUCAGCACGAUGCAACCAGAACAUAGAUUGUGCAGAUGCUUCGGAUGAAAAGAACUGCAAUAAUACAGACUGCACAUAUUUUUACAAACUUGGAGUGAAAACCACAGGGUUCAUACGAUGUAAUUCUACCUCCUUGUGUGUUCUGCCAACCUGGAUAUGUGAUGGAUCUAACGACUGUGGGGACUAUUCAGAUGAACUAAAGUGCCCAGUUCAAGAAAAACAUAAAUGUGAGGAGAACUACUUUGGUUGUCCUAGUGGAAGAUGUAUUUUGAAUACCUGGGUAUGUGAUGGUCAGAAAGAUUGUGAGGAUGGACUUGAUGAAUUCCACUGUGAUUCUUCUUGCUCUUGGAACCAAUUUGCUUGUUCUGCACAAAAAUGUAUUUCUAAACACUGGAUUUGUGAUGGAGAAGAUGAUUGUGGGGAUGGGCUAGAUGAAAGUGAUGACAUUUGUGGGGCUAUCACCUGUGCUGCUGACAUGUUCAGCUGCCAGGGCUCCCGUGCCUGUGUGCCCCGGCACUGGCUUUGUGAUGGUGAGAGAGACUGUCCCAAUGGAAGUGAUGAACUCUCCACAGCAGGCUGUGCUCCCAAUAAUACAUGUGAUGAAAAUACCUUCAUGUGCCAUAAUAAAAUGUGCAUCCCCAAGCAAUUUGUUUGUGACCAUGACGAUGACUGUGGAGAUGGUUCAGAUGAGUCCUUGCAGUGCGGAUACCGGCAGUGUAGUGCAGAAGAGUUCCGCUGUGCUGAUGGGCGAUGCCUCUUAAACACGCAAUGGCAGUGCGAUGGAGACUCUGACUGUCCGGAUGGUUCUGAUGAAGCACCGCUAAACUCAAAGUGCAAAAGUGCAGAACAGUCAUGCAACAGUUCAUUUUUUAUGUGCAAAAAUGGCAGGUGCAUUCCCAGUGGAGGCCUUUGCAACAACACUGAUGACUGUGGUGAUGGCUCAGAUGAAAGAAACUGCCAUAUAAAUGAGUGUUUGAGUAAGAGAGUUAGUGGGUGUUCUCAAGACUGUCAGGACCUGCCAGUUGGUUACAAGUGCAAAUGUUGGCCUGGAUUCCAACUGAAAGAUGAUGGUAAAACCUGUGUAGACAUUGAUGAAUGUUCGUCGGGCUUUCCUUGCAGUCAGCAAUGCAUCAAUACUUACGGUACCUACAGGUGCCUCUGUGAAGAUGGGUAUCAAGUACAUCCUGAUAAUCCAAAUGGCUGCAAGUCACUCUCAGAUGAAGAACCCUUUCUAAUUCUUGCUGAUCAUCAUGAGAUAAGGAAAAUUAGCACAGAUGGCUCUAACUACACACUGUUAAAGCAGGGAUUAAACAAUGUCAUUGCUAUCGACUUUGAUUAUAAAGAAGAAUUUAUUUAUUGGAUUGAUUCAAGUAGACCCAAUGGAAGUCGCAUAAAUAGAAUGUGUCUAAAUGGAAGUGACAUCAAGGUAGUGCAUAACACUGCUGUUCCCAAUGCACUUGCUGUUGAUUGGAUUGGAAAAAACCUCUACUGGUCUGACACAGAAAAAAGGGUGAUCGAAGUAUCCAAACUCAAUGGCUUGUACCCUACUAUUCUUGUUAGUAAAAGGCUGAAGUUUCCCAGGGACCUGUCUUUAGAUCCUCGUGCUGGGUAUUUGUAUUGGAUUGACUGCUGUGAAUAUCCUCACAUUGGCCGUGCUGGAAUGGAUGGAACCAAUCAGAGUGUUGUUAUAGAAACCAAGAUUUGGAGGCCAAUGGCUCUAACAAUAGAUUAUGUGAACCAUAGACUCUACUGGGCUGAUGAAAAUCACAUUGAAUUUAGCAACAUGGAUGGAUCUCACAGAUACAGAGUCCCUAAUCAAGAUAUUCCAGGGGUGAUUGCACUAACAUUGUUUGAAGACUACAUCUACUGGACUGAUGGGAAAACCAAGUCACUCAGCCGUGCCCAUAAAACCUCGGGAGCAGACAGACUCUCACUGAUUAACUCGUGGCAUGCCAUCACAGAUAUCCAGGUGUAUCAUUCUUAUAGACAACCCGAUGCCUCUAAACAUCUCUGCAUGAUAAAUAAUGGUGGUUGCAGCCAUUUGUGCCUUUUAGCCCCAGGAAAGACUCAUACCUGUGCUUGUCCCACCAACUUCUACCUUGCAUCUGACAAUAGGACUUGUUUAUCUAACUGCACAGCCAGUCAGUUCCGAUGCAAAACUGACAAAUGCAUCCCAUUCUGGUGGAAAUGUGACACGGUGGAUGACUGUGGUGAUGGGUCUGAUGAACCUGAUGACUGCCCUGAAUUUAAAUGUCAGCCAGGCCGAUUUCAGUGUGGAACUGGACUCUGUGCUCUCCCUGCCUUCAUCUGUGAUGGGGAGAAUGACUGUGGAGACAAUUCUGAUGAACUCAACUGUGAUACACAUGUCUGUCUGUCAGGCCAGUUCAAGUGUACCAAGAACCAGAAAUGUAUACCAGUAAAUCUCAGAUGCAAUGGGCAAGAUGACUGUGGAGAUGAGGAAGAUGAAAGAGACUGUCCUGAGAACAGCUGUUCUCCAGACUAUUUCCAGUGUAAAACUACAAAGCACUGCAUCUCCAAGCUGUGGGUGUGUGAUGAGGACCCAGACUGUGCAGAUGCCUCGGAUGAGGCCAACUGCGAUAAAAAGACUUGUGGACCUCAUGAAUUCCAGUGCAAAAACAACAACUGUAUUCCUGACCAUUGGCGGUGUGAUAGCCAGAACGACUGCAGUGAUAAUUCUGAUGAAGAAAACUGUAAGCCACAGACCUGUACGUUGAAAGACUUUCUCUGUGCAAAUGGAGACUGUGUAUCUUCACGAUUCUGGUGUGAUGGAGACUUUGAUUGUGCUGAUGGCUCUGAUGAGAGAAAUUGUGAAACAAGUUGUUCCAAGGAUCAAUUCCAGUGUUCCAAUGGUCAGUGCAUAUCAGCAAAAUGGAAAUGUGAUGGUCACGAAGACUGUAAGCAUGGGGAGGAUGAGAAAAAUUGUGAGCCAGCAUCCCCUGCAUGUUCCUCAAGUGAGUACACGUGUGCCAGUGGAGGAUGUCUAUCAGCAUCUCUGAAAUGCAAUGGCGAAUAUAACUGUGCUGAUGGUUCAGAUGAGAUGGACUGUGUGACGAAAUGUAAGGAAGAUCAAUUUCGAUGCAAAAAUAAAGCCCACUGCAUUCCAAUCCGAUGGCUAUGUGAUGGAAUUCGUGACUGUGUGGACGGCAGUGAUGAAGAGAACUGUGAGAGAGGAGGAAAUAUAUGUAGAGCUGACGAGUUCCUUUGUAAUAACUCCCUUUGCAAACUGCAUUUCUGGGUAUGUGAUGGAGAAGAUGACUGUGGAGACAACUCUGAUGAAGCCCCUGACAUGUGUGUCAAAUUUCUUUGCCCACCAACAAGACCUCACAGAUGCCGAAAUAAUCGAAUAUGUCUGCAGUCUGAGAAAAUGUGCAAUGGGAUUGAUGACUGUGGUGACAACUCAGAUGAAGAUCACUGCCAUGGUAAACUGACACAUAAAACAAAGCCUUGUAAAAAUGACGAGUUUGCCUGCAGUAACAGAAAGUGCAUCCCCAUGAGCCUGCAGUGUGACCAGCACGAUGACUGUGGAGAUGGUUCAGAUGAGAGAGGCUGCAGAAUGACUACUCCUGAAUAUACCUGUGCAGAUAAUGUGAACCCAUGUGGAGAAGAUGCAUACUGUAAUCAAAUAAAAACAUCUGUUUUCUGUCGCUGUAAGCCUGGAUUUCAGAGAAACAUGAAAAACAGACAGUGCGAAGACUUUAAUGAAUGUUUGGUGUUUGGCACAUGUUCUCACCAAUGCAUAAACAUAGAAGGAUCAUAUAAAUGUGUCUGUGAACACAAUUUUCAAGAAAGAAAUAAUAGCUGUAUAGCAAAAGGCUCUGAAGAUCAAGUACUCUACAUUGCUAAUGACACUGAUAUCCUGGGUUUUAUAUAUCCAUUCAACUACAGUGGCGAUCAUCAACAAAUUUCUCAUAUUGAACAUAAUUCAAGGAUAACAGGGAUGGAUGUAUAUUAUCAAAAAGAUAUGAUUAUUUGGAGUACUCAGUUUAAUCCAGGCGGAAUUUUCUACAAGUUGAUCCAUGGCAGAGAAAAAAGGCAAGCAAACAGUGGCUUCAUUUGUCCAGAAUUUAAAAGGCCUAGGGACAUUGCAGUGGACUGGGUAGUAGGAAACAUUUAUUGGACUGAUCAUUCUAGAAUGCACUGGUUCAGUUACUACACCACUCACUGGACUAGUCUGAGGUACUCCAUCAAUGUAGGGCAGCUGAAUGGCCCUAACUGCACAAGACUCUUGACAAAUAUGGCUGGAGAGCCCUAUGCUAUUGCUGUAAAUCCUAAAAGAGGGAUGAUGUACUGGACUGUCAUUGGAGAUCACUCCCACAUAGAGGAAGCUGCAAUGGAUGGCACUUUGAGACGGAUCUUAGUACAAAAGAACUUACAGAGACCUACAGGACUGGCUGUUGAUCAUUUUAGUGAACGCAUAUACUGGGCUGACUUUGAGCUCUCUGUCAUUGGCAGUGUUCUGUAUGAUGGCUCUGGGUCAGUGGUCCUGGUCAGCAGCAAACAAGGGUUGCUACAUCCACAUAGGAUUGAUGUUUUUGAAGAUUACAUAUAUGGAGCAGGACCCAAAAGUGGUGUAUUUAGAGUUCAAAAAUUUGGUCAUGGAUCAGUAGAGUUCCUGGCUUUAGAUGUUGAUAAAACAAAAGGUGUUUUGAUAUCUCACCGCUAUAAACAACUGGAUUUACCAAAUCCUUGUGUGGGUUUAGCGUGUGACUUCCUCUGCUUGCUGAACCCUUCUGGGGCCACCUGUGUCUGUCCAGAAGGAAAGUAUUUAAUGAAUGGAACCUGCAGUGAUGACAGCCUGCCAGAUGAUUCCUGCAAAUUGACUUGUGAAAAUGGAGGGAGGUGCAUUGCCAAUGAGAAAGGUGAUUUGAGGUGUCUCUGUUGGCCCAGCUAUUCAGGAGGAAGAUGUGAAGUCAACCACUGUAGUAACUACUGUCAAAAUGGAGGGACCUGCAUACCAUCAAUUCUAGGAAGGCCCACCUGUAUCUGUGCUCUGGGUUAUACUGGACCUAACUGUGGUAAGACGGUCUGUGAGAAUUUUUGUCAAAAUGGAGGGACCUGUUCUGUGACCUCUGGGAACCAGCCUUCCUGCCACUGCCAGAUGGACCACACUGGAGACAAGUGUCAGCACUAUGUGUGCCACCACUAUUGUGUGAAUUCUGAAUCAUGCACCAUUGGGAAUGAUGGAAGUGUUGAAUGUGUCUGUCCAACACGCUAUGAAGGAACAAAAUGUGAGAUUGACAAAUGUGUACGGUGCCAUGGGGGACACUGCAUUAUAAGUAAAGACAAUGAAGAUAUAAUUUGCAACUGCACUAAUGGAAAGAUGGCUUCUAGCUGUCAGUUAUGUGAUGGCUACUGUUACAAUGGUGGCACAUGCCAGCUGGACCCUGAGACAAAUGUUCCUGUGUGUCUAUGUUCCACAAACUGGUCAGGCACACAGUGUGAGAGACCAGCCCCAAAGAGCAGCAAGUCUGACCAUAUCAGCACAAGGAGUAUUGCCAUUAUUGUACCUCUGGUCCUCCUGGUGACCUUGGUAACCACAUUGGUGAUUGGUUUAGUGCUUUGUAGGAGAAAAAGAAGGACAAAAACGAUCAGAAGACAACCCAUUAUCAAUGGAGGAAUAAAUGUAGAAAUUGGCAAUCCAUCUUAUAACAUGUAUGAGGUGGAUCAUGACCACAGUGAUGGAGGCCUUUUAGAACCUAGUUUUAUGAUAGAUCCAACAAAGGCCAGGUAUAUAGGGGGAGGGCCCAGUGCUUUCAAGCUUCCACACACGCCGCCCAUCUACCUAAAUUCUGACUUGAAAGGACCACUAACUUCUGGGCAAACAAAUUACUCCAACCCGGUGUAUGCAAAAUUGUAUAUGGAUGGACAGAACUGUCGAAACUCCUUAGGAAGUGCUGACGAAAGGAAAGAACUUCUUCCAAAGAAAAUAGAACUUGGUAUACGAGAAACAGUUGCAUAAUUGGUGAUACUUUUAUAUGCUGUAUAGAUGUAUAAAUAUAAGGGUUACUUUUGUAUGUCCCAACAAUAUUAUACUUGUUUUGGCAUCAGCAUUAUCUCUUUAUCUUUUUCCUAGUUAUUUUCUGAGUUUGGGCGUUUUAUUUUUGCUGAUGUCUGUUGAUUAACCAUUUUUAUGGUAUUUUUAUGAAAAAGAACUGCACUACAGUACAAUUUACAACAAUGCUGCUGAAACACACCUUUGAAUUUGUUAAAAUUAAAAACAACAUAUUCCUUUGUAAUGUUAAUAUGAAUAAUCUAUUCUAUUUUAUAUGAAUUUUGGGGUUCUACUUGACCAACAAAGAAAUCUGUGCACUAUUGGAUUCAAUCAUCAGAAAGCUAUAAGACACCAUUUUAUUUUCUGUUUAAAUUGCUGGGAGAAUGAUUGAAAGGACAACUCUCUUCCUUGUAUUAAUGAGUAAAGAUUCAUACAUGGCCAAGUGUACAUAGCAUGACAAGUUCAGCAUCUCGUGUUCAGAAAUUAGCCUUAGAUUGACAAGCCAUGGGUGAAAAAUUUGAAGAGUACCUUUUAAAAAAUAUAAAUUAAUAAUUUGCAUGAACAAGACUACAUUUUCCAAAUUUAGUAUAAUCUGUGACACAUACAUAUAUAAUUAUAUAUAUAUAUAUAUAUAUAAAUGUAGUUAUAUUUAGAUGAUAAAAUGUAGCAAAACAUAUUCAGAAGUAGACAUACCCCACUUGCUGUGGUGUACGGUCUUGUCUCUUCUUCCAUACUUCAGAGGUGUACAGUAGCCUAGGGCAGAGCAACAUACCAGACAUGGGGGUUGCCGAAGAUUCAUGCAAACCCUGUCUAUGCUGAACACUAGCAAACAAAAUCGCCACACUGAGGGAUGCCAGAAUUGUACCUAUUUGAAUACACUCUCUUUGCUAUGUCAACAAAAAACAGAAAGAAUAACCAUGCUGACAUAGAGUAAUUGCUAAUUUUUUUCAGUAUGACUAAUUCUUUAUUUCUCCAACCUAAAAUGAAACCCCCAAGGACCUUAAAAACUACAGUAGAGUAUGAAUGUGCCCAUAAUCAAAGGUGGAGAGUAAAUGUUGUACCACUUGCACUGGUUCUCUGGCUUUUAUUUUGAUUUUGUGGGGUUUGUGUUUUU
This is a messenger RNA of Jaculus jaculus (lesser Egyptian jerboa), 15057 nucleotides long. RefSeq names its product LDL receptor related protein 1B (gene Lrp1b). The record is from RefSeq and is a predicted model, not a curated record. The transcript has 91 exons. Bases 21 to 13910 code for a protein of 4629 amino acids. Gene Ontology annotation, molecular function: calcium ion binding; protein binding. Lineage: Eukaryota; Metazoa; Chordata; Mammalia; Rodentia; Dipodidae.